Coregonus clupeaformis (lake whitefish) is the source of this 2249-nucleotide messenger RNA. RefSeq names its product inhibitor of growth protein 4. Bases 50 to 799 code for a protein of 249 amino acids. The transcript is spliced from 8 exons. The record is from RefSeq and is a predicted model, not a curated record. Gene Ontology annotation, biological process: regulation of DNA-templated transcription; positive regulation of apoptotic process. Lineage: Eukaryota; Metazoa; Chordata; Actinopteri; Salmoniformes; Salmonidae. Gene Ontology annotation, cellular component: nucleus.
AAUUAGAUUUCCUGUCUGACCGGAAGAACCUUUGUUGAUUAUUUUCAAGAUGGCGGCGGGAAUGUAUUUAGAACAUUACCUUGACAGUAUAGAAAAUCUGCCGUUUGAGUUACAGAGGAAUUUCACUCUUAUGAGAGACCUGGACACACGGACAGAGGAUCUGAAAGGGCAGAUAGACUCUUUGGCUCGUGAAUACACAUCAAACACGCACACCCUAGCCUCUGAGCAGAAGCUCUCCCUGCUCCGGCAGAUCCAGCAGUCAUAUGGCAAGUGUAAAGAGUUUGGAGAUGACAAGGUCCAACUGGCCAUGCAGACCUAUGAGAUGGUGGACAAACACAUUCGCAGGCUGGACACAGACCUGGCCCGCUUCGAGGCAGACCUGAAGGAGAAAAAGAUUGAGAGCACCGACUAUGACUCAACCUCCAGCAAGGGAAUCAAGAGUGAGCUCAGGGUGCCAAAAGAGAAGAAGGUGGCUCGCACGAGGUUAAAGGUGAAGUCAGACGACGACUGCAGCCCCAAGAGCGGACAGAAGAAAGUCAAACUAACACAAGCGCCUGAGUUCACAGCCCCUACAGUGAACUUUGGGAACGUCCACCCUUCGGACGUGCUGGACAUGCCCGUGGACCCCAACGAGCCCACCUACUGCCUGUGUCACCAAGUGUCCUACGGAGAGAUGAUCGGCUGUGACAACACAGACUGCUCCAUUGAGUGGUUCCACUUUGCCUGCGUGGGGUUGACAACAAAACCCAGAGGAAAAUGGUACUGUCCAAGGUGUACUCAGGAGAGGAAGAAAAAAUGAACCCAGAGACAAUCAUAACCCUAGAGGGAGGUAGAGUUUACAACGGAGGCUUCACAGUGUUUGUAUUGGAACAUGGGAAACCCUUCAUAAACACUAACAUAGACUCUGCAGGGUUUAAUAGGUCACACCGUCACAAAUUGUUUUCAAACGCAAAACCAAAAUGAGCAUUUCCUAUUGGACAAUUCCAGGUAGCCAUUCCCUGUAUCAGUCCGUGUUCUUCAGUUCAGUGUCUAAUGAACACGACCCCCAGUAUUAGGGUCCUUCCGGUCUGCUGUCCUGUAUAAUUCUCUUUGUUAAACAGAAAGAAGCAAUUAUGGACAUUUGACGGAGGUGUAGUUACAGAUGUUCCCCAAUCAUGACUAUUAUGUUGUAUUUUAUUUUAGAACUUUUUGACGGUUGCUUUAAUGCUUUUAUAUGCAGAGUAAUACAGGGACAUAUACCCUUAUUUUACAGCCAGUGGUUGUAGAUGGCUCUCAGCCACUCAGUUGCUUCAUGACAGACUGUAACAGCGACUCCUACUGGAUGCUUUUAUACUGAACACUAUUCAGCCCUGAUACACACAGAUAACAUGUAUCGACUCUUUCAUUCUCCAACUAUUCUCUAUAUUCACCCCUGGUUAUUUCCAGAUCAGACUUUUGGGGGACAGAACAUUUAUUGAUUAAGCAGAGUCAUUGAUGUAGUUGAUAGAUUUGACUCAAAAUGAGAAUAUACAGAUCUAGAUAUGCUAGUUCAGAAUGCUGUCGGAAGCGAACUGGACAGAAUUUCUCUCACAUUCACUUAAACAGCAAUUACCUGAAUUGCAGGUUGUUUGCACAAAAUUAGUGCGCUGGAAAAGUUAUUGCAUAAAGGAAUCUAGAUGGUAACACUUUAAAAAAUAUAUAUAUUUUCAGAUAUAUGGACAUUUUGAUAGGCCCCAUCUCAAAUCAUUCAACAAUGUCCUGUAUAUUUCUAUUAGGAAGAGGCAUAUCUUUGACUGGCUGUGCUUUAUGAAGAGCUUUAUUGAUCAGUACUGUAAGAAUAACCAUUUAAAUGUGCUUAAAAGUAUCGGAGUUACUGGAUACUUUGCUCCGUAUGGUUUGACUGGUGCCUCAAUAAUAUUAUUUCAAGUUGCCGUUUACUUUUUGUAUUCUAAGUGUAAUUGAAUACUGUUUUUGGUGUUUUCCAUUAAGCAAUAAAGCUAUAAAAAAAUUAAAAAACAGUAAAAUGACAUUUCUUAUUUCUAGAAGUUGCUCUAUCAUCAUUAGCUUAGCAUGUGUAUUCCUGUUUUAUUUCCUGCCUGUAAUCUUUUUCAGCCCAGUGUGUGAGAUGUCUAAGAAAGAUAAACAUGUAUUUGCAUGGAUGGUAUUGACAGAAUAUCAAUCUGAAGUCCUACAAUAGUUAAUCACUCUGAGAUGUUCUUUCCUUCUAUUAUUUCAAAACCUAUCACCCCCACUCCAGUGCAGUGUUCAAG